AUGUCGACCUCUAUCAACCCAAGUCUGAAGGACGGUUAUGUGAAGCCAAUGUCGUCGAAAACUGACAUUCUUUCGCUGUUCGAAACAUCAAGUGUUGAAGACGAUGAGCUCUCUCCACCGCCCUCCAGCAUUAGUACUAGCCCUUCGGAAACUGUGACGACUACCAAUCUAUCUUAUUCCUUUGACACAUCGGAAGCCGAGAAAAGGAACUCUCCGUCGAGUAUCUUUCGUGAAAACAAAGGGCCAAGCCCACUGGAUCUACUAGACAAUCCAGCUACCUCUUUCAAUAAUGCAGAAGGCUUCGCACCAACGACCGUCAAGCGACGCAGCUCUAGCUCGAACGAUGAGACCAAGAAGCAACUCACGAGUGAUGCUGGCAGUUAUAAAUCCUCUGCAAGUUCGAAAUCAACAAACCAAGGGUCGAAGAAGAAGGUAAAGAAGCGAAUACCUGAUCCACCAGAUAUUUCGAAAUUCUUCAAUGAAGAAUCCACAAAGAAACCGCCAUCGACUCUGCAACAACGAAAGAGUCGAUCGCAAAAGUGGCAACCUACGCCUACAAAGAAGGUGAAGAAGACGUUCCCUGAUUCAGUAGACUUGCCGGCUGGAUAUCAUUCAACCCUUGGUGGCAACGGCCAGUCCUAUGAUAUUGAAGCUGUCAGGGCCCUUGUGGAGCAUGCACAAGCAAGUAUUGACCCAUCGGUGACUCUUUCAUUGGAACGAACACUGUAUGCGUCCCUCCAACAUUCCUGGUUGCUGGCCGUCGGCGGUGUGGGUCUCAUGUCGGUUGGAGAAAAUUUGAGAAUCCCCACCGACUUGGGCAUAGCACUAGUUGGAAUAUCCAUCUUAUCGGUUCUUGGCGCAUUGAUAAUGCAUUAUGUGCGACUCUUCCAAAUCAAAUCGGGGACAACCUUCAAAUUCUGGCAAACUGCACUAUUUACUUCUCUCUUCACACUUUGCAUUCUGGUGACACUGGCACUCGAACUAUACUACGGAAUCUUGUAUCCAUAUCUGCGCCGGACCUGGUCAGUUCAAGUUGAAAAUAUGCAAUCCGAUAUUAAUACAGAUGAAUAA
This is a messenger RNA of Cylindrotheca closterium, 1071 nucleotides long. The record is from the annotation of a GenBank genome assembly. NCBI's taxonomy places the organism in Eukaryota, Bacillariophyta, Bacillariophyceae, Bacillariales, Bacillariaceae.